Hydractinia symbiolongicarpus is the source of this 3055-nucleotide messenger RNA. RefSeq names its product alpha-(1,6)-fucosyltransferase-like. The record is from RefSeq and is a predicted model, not a curated record. Bases 808 to 2337 code for a protein of 509 amino acids. The transcript has 2 exons. Gene Ontology annotation, biological process: protein N-linked glycosylation. Lineage: Eukaryota; Metazoa; Cnidaria; Hydrozoa; Anthoathecata; Hydractiniidae. Gene Ontology annotation, molecular function: alpha-(1->6)-fucosyltransferase activity.
CGUUUUUCUUUAAAAAAAAACUAAAAUCACGUGCAAUUAAUUAUGAAUGGCAAAAGGAUACGAGAAGUUGGUGUGGAAAGGGAGAGAUUUUUUUAUAGGAAACAAGUAGAACUCACAUAAAGUAUUUGUUAUUUCUUGUUUGGUCUGUUUUUUAUAAACACUGCUUUAAAAAUGGGCGGUGUAUGUUAAUAAGGGGCGGCGUUUAUCAUCACAAGAUGGCGUUUGAAACUCAAGAUGGGGCGUGGUGAAAAGGCUCCUUUUAGUUUUAUAAUAAGCUUCUUCGUAUUGUUUAAGAUCUUCAGUAUAUUUAUUGGUAACAUGUAUAUUAUUAUUUACUGUUUAAACAAUACGAACAUAUAUAUUUAAAACGAACUUUUAACUUCCUUUUGACAAAAAAAAUACACCCCGACGACAACAACACAGAUCCUGUAGAGAACGGUGUUCGUGCAUGUAAAACACGAAGCCAGUCCUGAUGUACCUAUACACGCGAAGUCCGGAACUUGAUCGUUUUUCCUUCCGUGGACUCACUUCCCGAAACUAUUUUUUUGUCAUCAGCUAGCUAUGUUUCGUGUGCUGUACAGCUACAAAAAGAACAAGACAACCCACAACCCAAACAAAACAAGCUUGCAAGAACCUCACUUGCAGAACUUGCUCUUUUUUUUUUUUUUUGAGCUAGCUAAUGGGUAAAGAUUCAAUACACUGCACAACAAACAAACAAAGUAACAACAAUUCUCUAUCAACAAGGCAGCAAAAAGAAAAUUCAAGCAUUGGAUUUUUUUGCAAUAGUUGGGAUCAAUUAUUUAAAUAAUGCUGAAGUACUUUAAGAUCUUAUUAAUAUGUUUUGUCCUUUUCACAUUACUAUAUUUAAUGUGGUACAUAAACCGAUGGCUAAUAAUUCACAACGAUAAUGCUUUAGUAUUUCUUAAAGAUUUUGAUAAAAAUUUGACACUACCUCAAGAGUUUACUUCCAUAUAUAAAGCCUAUAAACCAGAUGUAAAUGAUGAUAGAAUGCUAAAGAACUCAGAAUUUUCAACUCUUGAAGAGCUGCAUCAGUUAAUAUGGAAACAGAUUGCAUAUCUGCAGGAAGGUGGAGACUGUGAGAAGAAGAAAAUUCUGCAUUGUGAAGUAAAUCAUAAUUUUGCUGGUUUUGGUUCCAUAGUACAUAGGUAUGGAGCUUGUAUACAAGUGGCUUAUGGAUUAGGCAGAAUGUUUUUUAUUGAGCAGAACCCUUAUAAACAUUUUGGUGGUUUAACUCAAUGGCUUUUGCCUGAAUCGACCAGAUGUGGAUACAUUAAAAAGAAAUAUCACAGCAUACUUCGGGAUUCUAAAGAAUAUUAUAAAAAUGUUUGUAAAACAAAUGAUAAAAGUUGUUACCUGAAAAACGGCUAUGAUUUGAACAAUACUUAUAAAAUUAUUGAUUAUCGUCCAGAACCAAGUUUUCCAUUGGAUAGACAUAUUCCAGGUUCUAUCCCUCAAGUUAUAGAAAGGGCAUUAAAGAAGUUGGGAGUAAAACAUCCAAAUUUAUGGUUCAGUGCACAAAUGAUUUCGUACUUAAUUCUGCGACCAAACAAUCGGUUUUUAAGAGCGUUGAAUGUUAUUUCGCAUCAUAUUAAAUUUCAGCACCCCAUUGUUGCAAUGCAUAUUAGACAUGGAGACAAAGUCAAUAAAGAAUCCCUUUAUUAUGAUGAAAUAUUAUACGCAAAUCCAGCACAAUUAAUUUUUAACAAAAAUCAUGCAGAUGUUAAAAAACCCUACAUUUAUUUAGCAACUGAUGAUGUAGAAUCUGAAAAGAAAAUAAAGAAAUAUUUACCUAGCCAGUAUAAAAUAAUAUCAAUGCCGCAAAAAAUUCGAAAAGCAGCUCUGGACUAUUACCAUAUAAUAGAAACACCCCCCAUAGAAGUGACUGAGUCUAUGUUGAUAGACCUGUAUUUUCUCGGCCAGUCAGACUAUGUCAUAUGCACCCUUACUUCAAAUGUUUGCAGACUUGUUUAUUUAAUGAAAUUAGCUAGGAGUCCAUACAAAUUAAAUGAAGAUACGAUUAAAUCUUUAGACGUGCAAAUGUACUACGAAUUUCACGGAUACAGGUACAAUCCUGGUGAGAAAAAUGUUAGGAUAUCAGUUCGAAGAAAUAAAAACACAAGUGCUGUUGAUGUGGAAAUAUUGCCUUACGAUAAAGGAGAUAUGUUCUUUAAAAUGGAUGAUAUUCGUGAUAGUAAAUACGGUAAGAUUAUGAAAGUUCGUCAGCUUAAAAAUAAGCCAAGAACAGGUUAUAUUUUUGUAAAUGAUGUUAUAACUUGGCCUGGAUAUCCAGAAUAUUACUUUUUUCCUGAAAAUUAAAUAAAAACAACAUUAUUUAUAAUAAAAAAUUAUAAACAGGCAUAUAUGUAUAUAUAUUUUUUUAUUUCAUAUUUAUACUCUCUGUCUUAUUUAGAAUUAUAUAUAAAUUUUCAUUUAAAAAUUAAUUUGCACUUUUUUCAUGUAACGUCUACUAAAUCUUUGCACAAUUUAAACGAAAAAAUUCAAGUUUUUGUGUAUUUUAAGCCCAAAAAACUAGGCUAUGAAUAUACUGAACGAUCAUUAUAUUUCAUAGCCUCGUUUUUUUAUUUAUGAUAUGUUAAUAAUAUCAGGGUUACCACUCUGGCUAAAAAAACUUGGCUAAAAGGCAUUACUUCUGCUAAUUUCAGUUUUUCCUCUUUUUCCUGGUGAAUCCUCAGGAAGCCAGUGUUUAUUCCUCCAUCACAUAUGUUUGUUUUUUUAUAAGCGUAAAGUUUAUAAGCAUAUUAAGCGUAAUGUAAGCUUACUGUAAGCCUGAUUGUGUUUUCUGCACGAUCAUAUCCCAACCUACUUUUGAAUUUUCACUUGCUUAUAAAAUAAACAAAAAAAACAUGUAAACUCGGAGAACAAUAAAAUUAAUUCACGAUGUUAUAUUUUUAAGUAAUUUUAUCUUAAAUUUGAGUGUUAAUAUAUAGCUGCACAUUUUACGCUUGUUUCUCGUAUUUGUAGUAUUUAAGCGGCUAGGGUUCAUAACGUUUCUUAAUAUUUGGUUUCAGCCUAA